Messenger RNA from Pteropus alecto (black flying fox), 2493 nucleotides. It is a transcript of the gene SKA3, whose product is annotated as spindle and kinetochore associated complex subunit 3. The coding region runs from base 25 to 1380 and encodes 451 amino acids. NCBI's taxonomy places the organism in Eukaryota, Metazoa, Chordata, Mammalia, Chiroptera, Pteropodidae. Gene Ontology annotation, biological process: mitotic cell cycle; chromosome segregation. The record is from RefSeq and is a predicted model, not a curated record. The transcript is spliced from 9 exons. Gene Ontology annotation, cellular component: spindle microtubule; outer kinetochore.
GACUCGCGCGACGCCGCUUAGCGGAUGACGCUUGCGGCGCCGAGAGGUUCAAACGAGUGGCUGGCGCCACCCGCGCGGCGCGGUGUUCUCGCCAUGGAGCUGAUCCGGAGCUUCUGCGGGAGGCUGCGGGCUCUGGCCGUCACCCUGGACAGCGAGACGGCGCGGCUGCAGCGGGCGCUGGAAGGGGAGGACAGCGACUUUGAAGUUUAUCCAAUGAGAAUUUUACAUGACCUUCAUUCAGAAGUUCGGACUCUAAAGGAUGAUGUCAGCACUCUUCUUGACAAAGCAAGUUUGGAAAGUAAAGAAAGCAUUUGUUUCAUAAAGGCAGCGAAAGUACUGAUGAAAAAGAAUUCAGUGGACAUCAUGAAAGUAAGAGAAGUUUUCCAGAAGUAUGGAUAUAAUCCACGGGCCAAGAACGGUUCAGGGGGCGAGCAGGAGGCCGACACUGCACCAGAGUCUGCUGGGGAUGCGACCCGCCCGGGGCCCGACGGGGAGGACGAUGCGCCGCCCCCCGCCGCCCCACGCAGCCGUGGAUCCGGCACGUCUGUGAGCAGCACACCCCCGAGCAGCCCACAGCUGGCCGACUUCGGGCUGGAGCGCUACCUGGUCGCCGCGCAGGCCGGACGCAGCCACACUGAGGGGCGGGAAGGGCUAACUCCACCGUCCCAGCCGUCACCAGCCAAAGUGCGGAAAACGACGUGUGCCCUGAGCGCCGACGAUUUCGAGUGUUUGACCCCGAAACUGCAGCACCUCAGUAUCUCCCAACACAGCGCGAGUUUAAAUGGGGAUCUCACCGUGGGCCUCGGAAGUAUGGAGGAUGAGAGUGAGGAAGCCAUAGAAACAGAACCAGUGUCCGGCGGUGAUUCCUGUGCCACGCCUGGCCUCGUGAACCAGCGGCUGGGAAGAAAUGGUGUUCGCUGUCACGCCGCUGCGUGUCUCCCAGAUGUCGCGUGUGCACCAUCCCCCUCCGCACCCGCCUUCUGCACCCCGGGCCUGAGGCUCCCUCGCGUAGAGGGCAGUGCAGCUUCGGCAUCCACGAAUUAUCCACCUUCAAAAACAAAUAGUUCAUCCAGCGACUGGGAAGUGAAAGGCUGCACGUCAUCAGCUCUGAGUUCAGACAAGUGCUUUGACAAUUUCAUGGCUCCCUCUUCUCCCACGAUUUCUUCGUACGAGAACCUGCUCCGAACACCUACACCUCCAAAAGUUACUGCAGUUCCAGAAGACAUUCUCCAGAUUCUAUCAAAAUACAACCGAAACCUAGUCACUCCAGUGACAGUUCAGGCCGUGCCACCCAGAGCAGCAUUCCUUGCUAGAGGCGAAGGACCGGGCCUCGGAGAAGUGGGAGACUCCAGUGGGUCCGUCCGCCCGUUAAGAAACUGAACAGAGUGAGAUGGAAGCCGAGCUGGACUGACCUUGCUGUCACAGCCCCUGUGUGUCUCCUCCUUUCUAAACACCAGCCCAUGUUAAAGAUGCGCGUGGACACUGAUGCCAUGAUUUGCCUUUUACUAUGCUUUGAUUUAGUUUAACCUCAGUCUUGUUGACAUGUAGCUCAGUUCCGUUUUUAGAUAUCAGUACUAUUGCAUUGAUUUGCUUUACCCUACCUAAUCUAAUAGUAGUUUAAUGAAUAUUAGGAAGCAGGAUCAAUAACUGAAAAUGUGAAUGUUACUGGUUGCUACUCGAAUAAGGCCACCCUGGUCUCCUCGGGGCCGUAUGGGUGCUGCUGUCUACUGUCUGGGGCCCCUCGAUUCUUACUCUGCCCUCACAUCUCCUCUCACAACUGUCCCCAGGUCUUACACCUUCCACUUCAGCGUUGUGCUUUGAGGACAGUCACUGAAUUUAGGAAAAGAGAGGGGCUCGGCGGACUGGGUCGCUGCACUGGGGCGGGUGUCAGCGGCGCGAGUGGCCUGUCUGCGUCAGGGUGCGUUUCUGCUUUUCCCCUCAGCUUUCCCCUUGGUUCAUUUCCAUCCUCUGCUCAGCUCUCUCUGGCACGUGGCCGCUGGCCUCGGUGCGUUCCCCUCUCCAGCUUGGCCUCACUCUGGAAGAGUCUGAUGCUGUCCUCGGCCAUCUGCCCCUCUCUAGAUGGUCAGCGGUGCCAUGGGAGACCAGGGGCCUGAUGCCGCAGUGAGGCUCACGCUGCCCUGUCCACCCCGCGAGACCCUUCUCGCCCAAGUCUAGCUGGCGGCGGUGUCACCUGAUGCGUGAGUCCGGGGAGCGCUGCUGGCCACGGCCAGUGGGAGAGUAAGGACCCAGCUGAGGAGACCAGCUAAGAACUGGGGAAGAAGCAGCUGGCAGGGUGCUUCAGGCUUGGCCUCGGGGCAUGUGAUGGGGAGCAGGGCGCCCUCCAUCACGCUGCCUUAGAAGUCAUGGGAAGACCUGUCAUGUGCUCUCCGGUCAAAAUCGUCACUAAAACAAAACUCGAUUCUCUGUUCUUAGAAUUAAUGUGUAGUUACAAUGUUUGUUAAAUAUAAUGUAACAUAAACUACUUUCAGGAUA